Gryllus bimaculatus (two-spotted cricket) is the source of this 1877-nucleotide messenger RNA. The record is from the annotation of a GenBank genome assembly. NCBI's taxonomy places the organism in Eukaryota, Metazoa, Arthropoda, Insecta, Orthoptera, Gryllidae.
CAGCACUACGUAAAGGACAAUUUCAUUUGUUUUUGCAGGGUUGCCACUCAACAGAAAAUAUUUUUCAGUAUCACCAUCUGUCUAAACUAAAAUAGAAACAAAAAGCAGCGAGUUGGUUUUCGUGCUGUCUUGCUAUACUAGCAAGUUGCUAGUCCGUUCGAAGUUGUAAAUGUUGUAAAGUUGUGAAUGGUUUGACAUCGGUGGUUUAAUCGCUAUAUGUAAACUUUUGAUACCUCGUCGAUUUUUAGUUUGCGAUGUUCCGUGUAACGUGCGUGUAGUGUGAAUGUUUUGGUUCAGAAAUGAGCAGAUAGAAUUUAGUUUAUGGAUGGUUUUUGUUUUAUUACAUUUAGUUAAUGAAGAUAUGUAGGUUGAAAUACUUCGUAUCUAUUCAACUGGCAGUUCCAUGUAUUAAUGUCAUAUAUUAAUGAAUAAUUGGCAACAAAUAUGUUGUCUUCUAAGUGAAAACUCAUUGUAAAUGUGUUUUGACAAUGUGUAACUUUGUGUACAUGUUUGCAUAAGUUUGUUAUCAUAAAAGAUUUAGAAGUUGAUUGACUGCUUUACUCUAAUUAUAAUAUAGUUGACAAUGCGGUCACGAUCAAGGUCUAGAUCUAAAAGCCCUCGCAGAAGAAGAUCUCGGUCUUCAUCACGUGACAGGCAUAGACAUUCUCAAAGUUCGAGCUUUAGAUCUCGAAGCAUUUCAAAGGUACCUGAUUAUAAAAGAUCAGACAAGUCUCGAAGAUAUGAAAGAGACAGUGAUUCAAAACACAAAAGACAUAGCAGCCCCCAUCGUGAUCGGUCCUAUGAAAAAAGAACUCGUUCUCCUUUAAUUAAAGAACACAAAUCACAGUCUCCAUCACCAGCCCGCUCUUUGUCUCAAAGGAAAAGUAUUGAACGGCAUACUCAUGGAGAGGGUCUUGAUGCAGAAUUUUGGCCUCAUGAUAAAUAUGUUGAAAAUCAACAACCAGGACAUGCAAGCAGCAGUGGUUAUGGACAUUACGGUUACAGAGAUAGACAUCGUCGUAAUCCGGAGACAUUUAUGGAUCAAAGAAGGCAGGAGCGGGAAAGAAUAGGUUUAGCUGGUGUCCCUCAAGUUUGGGGGAAAUCUCCUCCUCGUGUAGAUGAUUCUGAUGAAAUGGAGUCCAUUGUGAAUGAAGGAAUUAAGAAAAAUGCAGAGUCCGAUUCAUCAGAUCUAAAAAAAAAGAAAAAGAGGAAGAAAGAGAAAAAAGCAAAGAAGAGCAAGAAGCACAAGAAAGAUAAAAAAUCAAAGAAGAAGAAGAGGAAGAAGCAGGAAUCUUCAUCAUCAUUAUCAUCAUCUUCAUCUUCAGGGGAAGAGUGUGAAUUAUGGGUUGAAAAGAACAGUAAGUGAUAGAACUGUGAUAGUGUGUAAGCUGCAGGUUCUGAUGAAGAAGAAGGAGUGUUUGGCCCCAUACAGAAACAGCAAAUCACAUUGUCCAGUAAAGAUUAUGGAAAAGCUCUGCUGCCUGGAGAAGGUGCUGCUAUGGCUGCGUAUGUGGCAGAAGGCAAGCGUAUUCCAAGAAGAGGUGAAAUAGGCCUUACCUCUGAUCAGAUAGCUUCCUUUGAAUCGGUUGGUUAUGUCAUGAGUGGUAGCAGACAUCGUCGUAUGGAAGCUGUGCGUAUUCGUAAGGAAAACCAGAUUUAUUCUGCAGACGAAAAGCGAGCACUUGCAAUGUUUAGUAAAGAAGAAAGGCAAAAGCGAGAAAAUCGCAUUCUUAGCCAGUUUAAGGAGAUGGUUAAUAAUAAAUUAGCCAGUGAGAAAGAUAAUUGAACUACACAAUUUUCUUAAAGUGUACAUAAAUCUUGUAUUUGUAAAGCAGUAGUUGAUAGUGUCAGCUAAAAAUAAAAUUUAAGAAAUAUUU